AAAACAAAGGUAAAAAGGAAGUAGCAGGUAGGAUUGAAGAAAGUCGAUCAGAAUCGAAGAAAUGGAGUUCCCAUUCGGUCACGCUCAUCAUUCUCACACUCAUCACCAUAGGAACGAUGAUGAAGACAACCGAGAAAGACCACCACCGCCAAAUCUUCAUCACCAUGAGUUUCCUCCGCCGUCUCACCACUACCCGCCACCGCCUAACUACCAGCAACCACCCGCUUUUGACGGACCAUAUCCACCGCCACAACCAUACUUCCAGCAACCUGCCUUUGACGGACCAGCACCGCCAUACUUUCAGCAACCGGGCUUUCCGUCGCCCCCUCCGCACCAACCACCAUUCCAUGGAACUAAUGUCCACCACCAGCCUGAACAUAGUUCAUUGAACUACUCUCCACCACCAUCUGUUCCACAUGCUGCCCAUGAAAGUAUCCAUGGAAGGAUUGAUCAUCAUCAUCAUUCUGGAUCUCAUUUGCCACCUGAAUUCCACAACAAACCUACUGUUAAAGUCUAUUGCAAAGCUGAUCCUAAUUAUCAUCUUACGAUCAGAGAUGGUAAAGUUAUUCUUGCUCCAUAUGAUCCCUCUGAUGAAUUCCAGCACUGGUACAAAGAUGAGAAAUUCAGCACAAGGAUUAAAGAUGAAGUGGGCUUCCCUAGUUUUUCUCUUGUUAAUAAAGCCACUGGUCAAGUCAUUAAACACUCCAUUGGAGCUUCUCAUCCUGUCCAACUGGUACCUUACAAACCAGAUCUUGAUGAGUCUGUACUAUGGAGCGAUAGCAAGGAAGUCCAUGAUGGCUACAGAGCUAUAAGAAUGAUUAAUAACAUUCGCCUGAAUUUCGAUGCUUUCCAUGGAGAUAAGAAAUCUGGUGGCAUCCACAAUGGUACUACUAUUGUGUUGUGGCAAUGGAACAAGGGAGAUAACCAGAUAUGGAGGAUUGCACCAUACUGAUGCUUGUAAUAAGGUGCUUCUCGUUAUACAUUGAAGAUGUAUCAUGCCUGCAGUCGAUCUAUAUCUAUUGCUUUGAAGAAUCCUAUACAUUAGCUUCUUCGGGUUUUUGUUGUAUGUUUCCAUUCCAUGCGUGAAUCUUCAUCGAGAUGCCUACUAAAACAUUAUACCAGUGUGUGCCACAGAAUAAAGAACAUCUAUUGCAG
This is a messenger RNA of Hibiscus syriacus, 1155 nucleotides long. RefSeq names its product ricin B-like lectin R40G3. Lineage: Eukaryota; Viridiplantae; Streptophyta; Magnoliopsida; Malvales; Malvaceae. The record is from RefSeq and is a predicted model, not a curated record. Bases 62 to 952 code for a protein of 296 amino acids. The transcript is spliced from 4 exons.